This is a messenger RNA of Elgaria multicarinata webbii, 6290 nucleotides long. It is a transcript of the gene ARHGAP39, whose product is annotated as Rho GTPase activating protein 39. Lineage: Eukaryota; Metazoa; Chordata; Lepidosauria; Squamata; Anguidae. The transcript has 11 exons. The record is from RefSeq and is a predicted model, not a curated record. Gene Ontology annotation, biological process: signal transduction. Gene Ontology annotation, molecular function: protein binding; GTPase activator activity. Gene Ontology annotation, cellular component: cytoplasm; cytoskeleton. Bases 87 to 3395 code for a protein of 1102 amino acids.
CCGGGCGGGGGGCGCCGCCGCCGCUGCCGCUCCUGCCGCCGCCCCUCGCCGCGCCCGGUAACGACCCCGACGGCCCGGGGGAGAAGAUGGCGGAGAGGCUGGAAUGGGUGGAAAUCAUCGAGCCUCGGACGCGGGAGCGCAUGUACGCCAACCUGAUCACGGGGGAGUGCGUCUGGGACCCCCCUGCCGGCGUCCGCAUCAAGCGCACCAACGAGAACCAGUGGUGGGAGCUCUUUGACCCGAACACCUCGCGCUUCUACUACUACAAUGCCACCACCCAGCGGACGGUGUGGCACCGCCCGCAGAACUGCGACAUCAUCCCCCUGGCCAAGCUCCAGACCCUGAAGCAAAACACCGAAUCUCCCCGGGCCUCCACCGAGAACAGCCCCGGGCGCAGCAGCAAUGUCAGCCGGGAAGGCAGCACCAGCUCCUCCCUGGAGCAGGAGUUGGAGGGCGGGGAGAAAGCGCCAGAGCAGAACCGGCCCAACCGCCAGCCGUCCCAGUUCGCCACGGUCAAAGAAGAAACAGAAAGUUCCUCACCUCCUGGAGUUUUUGAGAAGGAAUAUGAGAUCUAUCGAGAUUACAGCCCUGAAGGGCAGCGUCUCCACUACAGGGCCUCGUCUCUCCGGUGGAACACAGGGACUAAGGAGCGGAUGCUCAUCAAGGUGACGGACCGCGAGCCCAGCUUCCUCAUGCACCAGGGCAACGGCUACACCCUCGACAACCAGCAGGGCACCCGAUCGCGUAGGCCGUCGGGCGGCCAGCCGUCCCCCAACCUUCAGACGUUUGCCCCCGAAUCGGACAACUCGGUCUUCUUCCCCGAGAGGAAGCAGUCGCCCUUCCUGAAACGGGCCGACCACAUGGGCAGCUGCUCCCCGCUGCUGGGUCGGGGCGAGUCGUUCUGCUCCCCGCUCCAGGCCCAGCACCGGAAACACUCCAGUGAGUCCCAGCCCUCCUCCCCGCGGUACGCCUACGAGCCCCCCUUGUACGAGGAGCCCCCCAUGGAAUACCAGGCCCCCAUCUACGACGAGCCCCCCGUGGACAUGCAGUUCGAGGCCAGCGGCAGCUACAAAGCCGGCUCGCCGCAGAAGUCGCCCAUCCGCAAGCCCCACCCUUUCCUGCAGUCGCCCAAGCAGGGCUCCAACUCCCCUUACCAGCAGCUGGUGCUGACCAAGCAGAAGGCCCCCGACCGCUUCAUGAGCCUGGAGUACAGCCCCGCCGGCAAGGAGUACGUCAGGCAGCUCGUCUACGUCGAGCAGUCCGGCUCCAGCCCCAAGAUGAAGACCGGCCUCCGGCACAAGUAUUCCCCCAACCCCAUCGGCGGCUCCUACUCGCUCCAGCACAGCCCGUGCCUGAUGAGGGAGCAGCGCCUGGAGGUCAAAUCCGGGGACUACAGCAGCAUGGAAGGGGCCGACUUCCGGCACAGCCCGCCCGUCAGCCAGGCCUCGCAGGGCGAAGACUCCAUGUCGUGGUCCAGCCAGCAGAACACGAUGUCCUCCACGGGUUACUCCCCGGGCACCCGCAAACGGAAGAGUCGGAAGCCUUCCCUCUCGUACGACCCGAACGCCUCCUCCACCGACGGCUCCGGGGAGCGGGAGGAAGGGCUGCCCGAGGAGCGGCCGCCCUCCAGUUGCAACAGGCCCCAGAUGAGCCGCAUGGAGAGUAGGUCCGUGGAGGCCGAACCCACGCGGGGCUUCCCGGAACCCUUUUUGGCCCAGGCUCGGUUGGCCUGGGAAGCCCAGCAAGCUCAUUACCACAUGAGACAGCGGAGCAGCUGGGACUCCCAGAAGGACGGCUCGGGCUACGAGAGCGACGGGGCCGUGCCUCUCCCCAUGCCGGGUCCGGUCGUGCGCGCCUUCAGCGAGGACGAGGCUCUGGCCCAGCAGGAGAACAAGCACUGGAAGCGUAGCACCUUCGAGAAGCUGGGCUUCCCGCAGAUCCUGCUGGAGAAGAGCGUGUCCGUGCAGACGAACCUGGCUUCGCCUGAACCCUACCUGCAUCCGUCCCAGUCGGAGGACCUUGGCGCCUGCGCACAGUUUGAGAGCAGCCGACAGAACAGGAAUAUGAUGCCUAGCACCAGCUGUGUCUUCCCCACCUUCAACCUGCGGAAGCCUUCCUCCGAGACGGACAUUGAGAACUGGGCCUCCAAGCACUUCAACAAGCACACUCAGGGCCUCUUUCGGCGCAAGGUCUCCAUUGCCAACAUGUUGGCCUGGAGCAGCGAGUCCAUCAAGAAGCCCAUGAUCAUGACCACCGACCGCAACGUCAAGAAGGAAGCCUGCGAGAUCUUCAAGCUGAUCCAGAUGUACAUGGGCGACCGGCGGGCCAAGACGGACCAACUCAACGUGGCUUUGGAGAUCGCCACCAAAGGCUGGAGCAUGCAGGGCCUCCGGGACGAACUGUACAUUCAGCUGUGCCGGCAGACCACCGAGAACUUCCGCUACGAGAGCCUAGCUCGGGGCUGGGAGCUCAUGUCGAUCUGCCUGGCCUUCUUCCCACCCACCCCCAAGUUCCACUCAUACCUAGAAGGAUACAUUUACAGGCACAUGGAUCCAGUGAACGACACGAAAGUUACUCAGCACAUUAAAGAACUCCUGGACAGGAACAGUAAGAAGAAGUCCAAAUUGAGAAAGAAACCCAAGCCCUAUAUCGAAGAACACGAUGGGGUGGCAAUAAGUACUUAUGCCAAGUAUUGUUACAGCAAGCUCCAGAAAGCAGCGUUGACCGGAGCCAAGAAGGGCCUGAAGAAGCCAAACAUCGAAGAGAUCCACCAUGCCAAGAACGCCGUCUUCAGCCCUUCCAUGUUCGGAAGCUCCCUGCAAGAGAUCAUGAACAUGCAGAAGGAGCGGUACCCGGACCGCCAGCUCCCCUGGGUGCAGACGAGGCUGUCGGAGGAAGUGUUGGCCCUCAACGGAGACCAGACCGAAGGGAUCUUCAGAGUCCCAGGAGACAUCGAUGAGGUCAACGCCCUGAAACUGCAAGUUGAUCAGUGGAAAAUACCCACUGGGUUGGAAGAUCCUCAUGUCCCAGCCUCCUUGCUGAAGCUCUGGUACCGGGAAUUGGAAGAGCCGCUGAUUCCCCACGACUUCUACGAACAGUGCAUCACUCACUACGAGAACCCCGAAGCUGCGAUCGCCGUCGUCCACUCCCUGCCCAGGAUCAACAAGAUGGUGCUUUGCUACCUCAUCCGUUUCCUCCAGGUGUUUGUGCAGCCAGGCAACGUGGCCGUCACCAAGAUGGACGUCAACAACUUGGCCAUGGUGAUGGCGCCCAACUGCCUGCGCUGCCAGUCGGACGACCCGCGGAUCAUUUUUGAGAACACCCGCAAGGAAAUGUCCUUCAUCCGGGUGCUGGUCCAACACCUGGACACGGGUUUUAUGGAGGGGGUCCUAUAGCACUGGUGCCGGCGGAACCAGCACGGAACAAAAUGGGACGUCGUCAACGACCCGCCACCCCCACCCCAAAGUCAAUCAGUCAACGAGAACUAUGCUGGACGCAGGAGAAGGAAACAUCCGUGGCGUGGCGUGGCCCGCUGCGGAGAGCAUGGCUGGACGCCUCUCCCCCUGCGGCCUGGACCAGGUCCACCCUAUCCGCCUCCCGCUGCCAUCGGGCGUUGCACAGGGACCCCGGGCGCUUCUGUUGUGGACCAAGCGGUGCUGCCCCGGAGCAGAACCUCCCUCUCGGGAGGCCUGCCAGCCCGGCCUUCGGAAGGAGCAGAGCUUCCGGCAGGACUAGGUUUUAAUCUGGAGAUCGCAAAGAGAGUCUGAAUUAAUGGGCAAACCUGGCAAGAUUCAGGUGGGCUAUGAAGUGAGGCAGGAGGGGAAGGGAGGCUCCCCCCCCAUUAAAUCUGCUUUGUGCUUUCCUGGGAAAGGGGCGCUAGAUAAAGGGGUAGGGGCAAAGGCAGCCGAGAGAAUGUUUGGAAUUGGCAAGCACCCCCCCGCCCCCAAACUGGGGUAAUUUUCAAGAUGGCAGCUGGAUCUCUUUGAGACCAGACGGGGGUGGCUUUGGAAGGGGUGGGGAGAGGCUGUAUGCGAUCCGUAGAGCCCAACAACACGGGCUUUGCGGAGAAGACGAGGGAGUCUGCCACCCAACCCCAUUAGUCCAGACCCUCUUGAGAAGGAAGUGGCUGUUGGACUCGUCGUCGUUGGGCAUCCAGGGGGAGGGGAGGUUGGAUCAGGCGUGGCCGGACCCUUUGCCCGUGGCCCGCCGGGCUCUUGGCGAGGGCCAGCAGCAUACAGACCUGGGUGUGAUUUUGUCACCGUCCUCUGUGACUUUCCCCCUUCCCUGUUCCAGCACAAUCACUGCCAGAAGGGGACAAGCCAUGCCCCCAAACCCUUUCUCCCCCCCCCCAUGCCCCACAAGUGGGGCCAGUUACGCUCUGAGCCCCAGCGGCGGGUGGCCGGGACGUUCAUCUGAGUUUGUUCGCCGGAAGCUUUGAUUGGCCUGGAUUUCCUUGCUCACCUCGCCAAGCCGUGCGCUGUACGCGAAUGACCUGUCAAACGGAGACGACCCCCACGCCCUCCUUUCCUCGCCUCCCCUGGAGUGGCUGGCUCAACGCGGGAGCCAUGGCUUUGAUCGGUGGGGGGCAGGAAAGCCAGGUGUGCCCCGGUGGCGCCCAUUGGGCCCCCGACCCACACCUGUGUGCUCUCCAUGUGGCGGAAGGCGUGGCGUUUCCCGUCACCGCGUUUCACCGUCCCGCGUCCAGACCCCCCGUCGUCUCCUGUGCUUUGCAAUUUGGCUUUAAAGACCUGCUGCAUCAGGCGCAGGAGAUUUUCCCCACGCGGGUUGAAGUUCGAGGCAGGCCAAGGCGAGUUUCCCAUUCGGCCUUGAACUGUACGGCAGGCAGAGACGACGUUUUCCCACGUCCUCAUUUCCGUGGGGUCCUUCCCCACAAAGAUUCUGGAACCUGUUGAAACGGGGGGCGAAGGGCCUACUUGGCACCCGCUUUCCUAAGGCCAGAAAUGUCAGAAACAUGUGAGAAGAAGUCCUUUCCUUCCAACCUCCCCCGCGCCCCCCAACAUUUCCCCCCAUUUUAGAUCUGCAUAAUAAUAUCUGUGCAGCGCUCUCGUUAUUAUUUCUCCCGUUCUUCUACCGGAGAACCGUUUGCUGUUGAUACUUGAGAUCAUAUCAGUUUCUGCCCAAACUUCCAAUUUGUUUUCCUCGGGAAAAUAACAUCAGAGGGCAGUGGGGGGGGGGGGGGAGACCUGUUUUUUCACCCCCUCUCCACCACCACUGCCACCCCAUCUCUACAAAAUGUUUGGGGGUGACCCUGAGGAGGACCUGCGUGGAAAAUGUUCCUUCCAGAUUUACACUCGACUCUCCCAACAACAGAAAAUCUCAUGUUAUGUAUAUGCCUAUACAAUCCGUGGGGUGGGGUGGGGUGGGGCAGUUUCAGAGGUCUGGCCGCUGUAGGGAGGCUCGUCUUGUGCUCACCCCAUACAGCGGGGCAGGGCGGGGAGAGCCGCUUGUGUGUCCCUGCAGAUGUUUUAGCCGACAACUCAUAUCAUCCCUGGCCAGCAGAGCCAAUGGUGAAGGAUCACCGCAAUUGUAGGCCAAAACACCUGAAGAGCCACCCCUUUGCCAGACAGGCUUGGUUGAUGAGAGUGGGGUGUGUGUGGGGGCUUUCUGUUAAACAGCCCCUCCCUCUUUUGGGUAGCCCAUACCACCGACCCAGAGAGCCGUGGCUUCAGUGCUCUUACACCAAGCUGGGGACUCACAAAGCCAACAUCUAGGAGCUCCUUCCUCCACGCUCCUCGCAGUGCUGGGGGGGGCAUCCUCCCUGGGGGGCGGAGGGUCAUGAGGAGGGCCUCCACUCCCCACCACAUGUUUCUCAGCCCAGCCCCCGCGUCCAUGAUCCCUUUCCCCUUGGCCUGGCGCAAUAUUCAGGAACGGGGUGACGGUGAAGAGCCAGGGAGUUGGCACUGGGCACACAGCGGGGGACACCCUUCCCGGGGUCCACAGCCUCCUAGGCCUUUGGGGCCGGCUUCUUCUGCCGCUCCGCCCUUGACGAGGCCAGAGAAGGGCCGUGGCUGCCUCCAGCGAGCGGCUCCCUGUGCUCCCGGGAAAUGGGGUCCUUCCCCGUGUUUCUUUUGCUGCGCGGCCAGGCCUGUCCCCGGCCACCUUGGGCCAUCGAGGUGCCCCUUGGAGGGUUUUCCGUUCCUGCCUAGGCGCUGAGCAGUUGCAGCUUGGGUGCUCAAAGUGGCUCUCCUUAGAAAGUGCCUUUGAUUCCCACAGGAAACACCCAGAGACGCAGCCACGCCCUCCCUCCGGCCAUUGGGCGCCGCUUCUUU